Penicillium arizonense is the source of this 1641-nucleotide messenger RNA. RefSeq names its product putative MYND domain protein. NCBI's taxonomy places the organism in Eukaryota, Fungi, Ascomycota, Eurotiomycetes, Eurotiales, Aspergillaceae. The transcript is spliced from 2 exons. The record is from RefSeq and is a predicted model, not a curated record. Gene Ontology annotation, molecular function: protein binding. Gene Ontology annotation, cellular component: nucleus. The coding region runs from base 1 to 1641 and encodes 546 amino acids.
AUGUCUGCCUCACAAUUUUUGGAGGCUCGCAAUGCGGUGACAACAAAACUCUAUGCAGACCCGCACAACCCACACAUCCACCUCGAGCGAGGCCUCAUCUAUGAAAAGCUAGGCUUCCCCGAUCUGGCAGCUGCAGACGCCUACCGAGCACUAUCACUACUAGAAUCAGUGAUUGAUCCAGAUGGAUUUGAAUUCCACGCAAAGAAGAAGAUCGAUCCUUCGGCACCAGCCCCGGAGGAAACUGAUGAAUCUGAUGACGAAGACGAGGAUGAAGAUACAAUCCCUGUCACUGAAGAGGAGUACGAUGCCCUGAUUGACCAGGUAUACGUACUCCUAGUGCGAAGUCUCGUCCGCUGCGGUUGCUACCGCGAUGCGUUUGAAUUUGGCGUGCGCGGGCUGGGGCUGCUACGUGAAAAGAAGUCUGCUGCUGCGUCAGUUAUUACCCUAACCGAGCAGAUGGAUCGCAUCAAGCAGAUCUAUCAAUCGCGCACUGGCUCUGAUACUGAUCUGGAAUCUAUUGAUCCCAGUGUUCUCCCCGCGCAGGGUUUCGCUCACCGCGUGCUUUACCCUUGGAAUGUACAUGAGCCUGAUCGCCGCGCACCGGAGACACUCAACCUGCUCAAUGAUAGGCUGGCGGUUAUUGCGCCCAAGUGUGAGGUCCGUGCUGUGGCUUUGCCUGUUCUGCAUGAUACGAAGGAUGACUCAAGCAUGGAAGUCUCCGUGCAGCUCGGUCUCUUUGCCAAAGAAGAUAUCGCUCCUGAUGAGAUCAUUCUCCGUGAAUCAUCUCUCCUCACUGCUACCAACCGUCUCCACGAUGACCUCUGCGAUGCUUGCAAUGCACCUCUGCCUGAACUAUCAGCUGCUGAACCCCCGGUCGCCUGUGAAGGCGGAUGUGCAGACACAAUAUUCUGUAGCCAAGCCUGCCAUGAUAGAGCACAGAACGUCUACCACGGUGCAAUCUGCGGUCUGGAAGACGGUCUCGAAUCUAUCGGUAAGGAUAUUCCUGAUCCAAAGGAUAAGGCGGAUUACCUGUACCUCCUGCUCCUUGGUCGAGCCCUCGCCAUGUCUGCUACACAGGACAAGCAUGCCCUCGAAAUGCCCGAAGUGAAAUACAUCUGGGGUGAUUUCCACGACUUCGAUAUCAACACUAUUGCAGCAGAAAAGGAAUCAACACCUAAAUCCGAUGGUACUGCUACCCUCCCCUUCUCCUUCCAACUCAAUAUCCUGCAGCCAACUCGCUUCCUGGAGGAAAUGGAAAUCGACCCCUAUGCCAACCUUCACCGUUACGAUACCUGGAUUCUCAAUACGCUGUAUGCUAAGUUCCGCGGAACCGCGUCCGGCCGGUUAUCUACUUGGGAUGGUGGCCCUGAGCUUUGUGCUGUGCAUCCAUUGUGGUGUCUUGCGAACCACUCGUGUGAUCCUAAUGUGUGCUGGGAAUGGGGUGGUGAGAUUACCUUCCGUGCGCGACGAGAUGAUGAGACAGCUGUUUGGUCGCGUGGAAGCGAGAUUAAGGAGCUUAAGCCGGGGGGUAUUGCUAAGGAUAGUGAGAUUUGGAAUCAUUAUUGUGAUAUUGGGUUGCCGGUGCAGAAGAGGAGGGAAUGGGCUUCUGGUGCCUUGGGUGGUACUUGUCUUUAUCACUAA